GAAAAAUGUUGUCAAACAAAUGUAGGCAUUUCUUCAACUACAGAUCCUGAUUUCAAACCUCAUUGAGCAUGAAACUUCUGCCCCAAAGCAGGGGGUUAACUUUUCCAGGUCAGGCUAGGCUAUUCUCAACUGCAGCAAUGAAGAAGCCAGACCAGUGCUAUUACAGGACCCUGAACUUGUCAACGACAGCGACUGAAAAAGAGAUAAAGAUUGCUUACUACAAGAUGGCCAAGAAGUAUCAUCCAGACAUGCUCGAUACAAACGAAGACAGAUUUGAAGCUUUAGAACAGGAGAUGUUCAAAGCUAUCAGUGAAGCCUACACAGUCCUGAGUAACCAAAAGUCUCGGGAGGAGUACGACAAACUUAUAAUGGGGGACUUCCUUGGACGUGAUAGCCAAAGGUUCUACGAUCCAACCCAGACUCGAAGCAAAAAUGAGGAGAGCAAAAUGAAGAAUUACGAUACUGAUCGUUCUUACGAGGAAAUUUUCAACCGAUAUGACAAUCACCGCGAAGCUCAUAAGGUUAGAACUAGGGCAAGAACAGCUGGCUGGGAAGACCUCAACUACAAAAAUCCGGAUAAUUCUAGAUUCUACAAGUACAAUAUCUACAAAAGAGGGACUUCAAGUGAGCAUUUUGACACAAAGGAGAACCAUGAUUACUACAGUCAGCCUAUAUCUUCCCGAGCUAGACAGAAUCUGAAGCCUCAGCUCAGACAAAUGAUGAAGGACAUAUUCUCAACCAAACCUGAUGAUGACCUCGAUGAUGACCACCCAAGGCCUGCAUAAGGAU
This is a messenger RNA of Moneuplotes crassus, 789 nucleotides long. The record is from the annotation of a GenBank genome assembly. NCBI's taxonomy places the organism in Eukaryota, Ciliophora, Spirotrichea, Euplotida, Euplotidae.